AGAUGUCAAAUGAAUAUCAAGAGAAUAAUUAUACUAGAAUUGAUUUAACGAGAUCUUAUGAUAAGAAUAUUAAUUCAUUAAAGCGUAUCAUGGUUCACUUACCUUGGUGGUCACACUUUUUUACUAUUCUAAUUAUAUUGUAUUGUUGCGAAAGGUUAUACGCAAAGUUGAGCUCGAUAUCACGAGAAAGUUCUUAUAGAUUGGAACAACGAAGAAGAUAUGGUAUCCCAGAUAGCGAUAAGAGAUCUUUCAAGCAAGCAUUGGCAGCUGCUAAUGCUUCUCGUAGACAACGCGUAAAAGAUAUUCAAGCAGACGAAGAACGUCAGCGUUUAGAUGAGAAAGAAGAAUCUUCUCAAUGGAGAAUGUUAGGCAAAUCGACAGGUUGGAAUCCACAUCCUAGUCGUUACAGUCCACCUGCUUUACCGGGUACUUUAGAAGAAAGUUAUGAACCAGUUAAAUAUGAUUAUAUACCUUCAACGUCAUCAAUUUACUAUCCUAAUAAUGAGGAGCUUCCUAGUUUAUUUGAAAGAGAUGUAGAAAAUGACAGAUCAGUGAUACUAGAUGAUCUAAAUUCAAGUAAUGAGCACCAAGAUGAAGUAAAUCAACGUACACGUAAACGAUCGAUGGAUGAAUCAUCAUAUAUCGAUCAAGAUACUUUGAUUAAGCGUAGGCGAGCUACCUCAAUUUCUACAAAUCUAUCAAAUGUCUCAAUGAAUGAAGAAUCCGUUGAUAAUGAUUAUAGCGAUGACAAUGAUUCAAGGAUGUCAAUUACUCCUCAGAACGAAAAUAGAGGACGUAAACGUAGCUUUGAUGACACAUCUGAAGUUUCUGUUGUCAGAACAAGGUAUAAGAAAGCACCAAAAAAUUCUGAAGAAUGGACUGAUAUGAGUGGAACAACAUACAAGUAUGAUAAUGGAGUCAAAAAGCGCCUUGAAACAAUCAAAGAAUGGAGAUCAAAAUACAAUAUGCCAAAAGACUCUCAACAUCCAGACCGUAACAUUAAAUUGAGAGUCUAUGUUGAGAAAUGGAUUACAGAUGAUGAUUAUGAGUUACUUCUACAAAAGAACGAACUCGGUUGGCAACCUGAUGAAGAUGAGCUUAGCUCAGUUAAUGAAAGCUCGAUUUAUAAUCCGGAUGAAGAGGUGUCACAGCAAUCAUCAAACAAACUAUCCAGUACAAAUUCGAGAAAGUCAUCAAGCGUCUAUUAUAUGACUAGAACCCCAAUUAAACGUCACAUCUCGAAUCGUUCGAAUGGUGUAUCUUCGAUAACAUCUUCACCACCACCAUUAAAUGAAAGUACUCUACAAUCAACGAGUAGAUUACGUGUAAAUAAGAAGAAGAAGUCAGAUCUAUCCCUAUCAACUACUUUUGGCGAUGCUGAAAAAGAAAAAAGGAAGGAAGCCGAUUUACUCAAGGAGAUACGAAAUGAGAAGCGUAUUAAGAAAGAAAAAGAACAAGAAGAAGAGCAAAGAAGGAAAGAUGAAGCUCACAAAACAACAAUCAAGAAGGAGCAACCAGAGGGAUUAGAAGAGCAGGAAGUAAAAUCAACGACACCUACGUUAAAUUUGGGUAAUCUAACUUCUACAAAUGAUAAGGUACCAAAAAGUAGUGGUGCUAUGAGUAAUACAGAUGCAAAGACGGAUGAUAAAAAAGUGAAUCUGCCAUCGUUUAGUUUUGGUAGUACGGCAGGUUUA
This is a messenger RNA of Wallemia mellicola CBS 633.66, 1694 nucleotides long. RefSeq lists its product as hypothetical. The record is from RefSeq and is a predicted model, not a curated record. The annotation marks the transcript as partial. The transcript has 3 exons. Lineage: Eukaryota; Fungi; Basidiomycota; Wallemiomycetes; Wallemiales; Wallemiaceae.